AGUCUGGGUGGCGUGUCCGUCGUUUUCUCCAGCAAAAAUCCCUGAAGACAGCUGCUGCUCCUCUCCCUCUCUCUCUCAAUGUAUUUUUCCUCAUUGCACACACAUCACUGAGACCGAAACCAACUUUCUCUUUCUUUCUCUCUCUAAAAGCUCACUGUUUUCUUUCCUCUUGUAUUUGCCUGCUCGCUAAAUGGCCGGCUGUCGCAAACUACGAAAAUGAAGGCUAUCGGGAAACCGCAUUCCACGGAGACAUUUACAGGGAACUAUAUUACUUCCAAAGCUCAGAACCCGCAGCCUCAUCCAGAUCUUAAGCCUCGACGCAGGACCCGGAAUCCUAGUCUUACCCGUUCGAAGAGAAACGGAACUCCCGUUGGGAGGCGGAGCCGACCGGAGACGCCUUUUCUCAAGUGGAAGAUCGAAGAUAGAGAGAGAAAUGUUCGAGUUGAAGAGGAUGACGAUGAACUGGAGGAGAAGCUCCAGACCGGUGCCCGUAAAGGUCGCCGGAAAAUCUCGAGUUCUGUAUCUGCUAGGAAGCUGGCAGCUGGAUUGUGGCGCUUGCAGCUGCCGGAUACUUUGGCCACUGGCACCGGUGAAAGGAAGAGGAGGGAUCGACUAGGGUUUCAGCCUGGUGGUGGUCAUGUGGGCAUCUCAUUUUUACCUCGUCACAGUGGGCAAGCUAACAGUUACAAAGUACAGGAUCCAUUACAAAGUCCAAGUUCUGUCUCUGGUAUGAAGAACAUAUUCUUGUGCAAGUUUUCCGACUCAGCAAAGGAGGGAGCAACUAAGUGGGACCCUGGGUGCUUGGAAACACUAGACGAGGUGCGCCAGAUUUACAGCCACAUGAAGCGUCUUGAUCAACAAGUUAGUGCUGUAUCAGUUGUUUCUGCACUUGAAGCUGAACUAGAGCGUGCUCAAACACGCAUUCAGGAGCUUGAGGCUGAGCGCCGUUCCUCAAAAAAGAAACUGGAGAACUUUUUGAAGAAAGUUAGUGAGGAAAGGGCUGCAUGGAGGAGCAGAGAGCAUGAGAAAAUUCGUGCAUUUGUUGAUGACAUUAAAGCUGAUUUAAACCGUGAAAGGAAAAAUCGCCAGAGGUUGGAAAUUGUAAAUUCCAAAUUGGUUAAUGAGCUGGCUGAUGCAAAGGUUUCAGCAAAGCGAUUUAUGCUGGAUUAUGAAAAAGAAAGAAAGGCCAGAGAAUUAGUUGAAGAAGUAUGUGAUGAGCUUGCCAAGGAAAUUGGGGAGGACAAGGCUGAAGUUGAAGCAUUAAAGAGGGAAUCACUGAAACUGCGGGAGGAAGUGGAUGAAGAAAGGAAGAUGUUGCAGAUGGCUGAGGUAUGGCGUGAAGAGCGUGUUCAAAUGAAGCUGGUUGAUGUAAAGGUGUUACUUGAAGAGAAAUAUUCUCAUAUGAACAAGCUUGUAGCAGAUUUAGAAAGUUUUCUAAGGAGCAGAAAUGCCGCACCAGAUUUGAAGGAAGUGAAAGAAGCAGAAUCACUUAUACAUGCUGCUGCCUCUCUGAAUAUCCAGGAUAUUAAGGACUUCACAUAUGAGCCACCUAAUCCAGAUGAUAUUUUUUCCGUUUUUGAAGAAGUUAAUUCGGGUGAAACAAAUGAGAGAGAGAUUGAGCAAUGUGUUGCUUACAGUCCUGCUAGCCAUGCCUCGAAAAUUCAUACCGUGAGUCCUGAAGUAAACAUGAUAAACAAGGAUGGCAGCGAUAGGCAUUCUGAUGCAUUUAUUGACCAAAAUGGCGAAAUAGAGGAAGAUGAGAGUGGGUGGGAAACCGUGAGCCACCUUGAGGAUCAAGGCUCAAGUUACUCACCAGAAGGGAGUGUCCCAUCUAUCAACAGGAAUCGCCGGGACAGCAUUCUCUCGGGGAGUGGAACAGAAUGGGAAGAGAAUGCGUGCGAUGAAACCCCAUUGACUGAAAUCAGCGAACUAUGUUCUGUGCCAGCAAGACAGCUGAAGAAGGUAUCAUCCAUUGCAAAGCUUUGGAGAUCGUGUCCAAACAAUGGAGAUAACUGCAGUAUAAUCUCAGUAAAUGGUAUGAACGGUAGGUUUUCUAAUGGAAGGAAAUCUAGUGAAGGCAUUGUGUCUCCAGAUAGAGGUUCAGGUAAAGGUGGACUGAGCCCAGAUUUGGUAGGGCAAUGGAGUUCCCCCGACUCAGGUAACCCUCACAUAACUCGAGGAAUGAAAGGUUGCAUUGAAUGGCCGCGUGGAAUGCAGAAGAACAGCUUGAAGGCAAAGCUCCUGGAGGCAAGGAUGGAGAGCCAGAAAGUCCAAUUGCGGCAAGUACUUAAACACAAGAUCUAGAUGUAGUUGUAGUGAUGCAAAUUGCAGAGAAGCCAGAUGGAAAUAAGUAGAGUCAUAUGUCACGGUGCAGGGAGCGGGUAGCCCAUUUUCUUGCUGUAAAUGCCGAAAAGGAUAAAAUGCAUCGUGGGCUUUGUGUUCUAAAAAGCUCCAUUUGGUAUGCAUGUAAUGCUUUGCCAAAUGCAUUUCGAGGAAAUUGCAUUAUGUUGUCCACGCAACAUCGAAUGCUUAUGCAGACUGCUCUUUGACUGCUUUGCCCUACCAGAUCACUCGCACAGAGAGAGAAAAAGGGAAAGGAAACGCUCAUCAAGGCAAAAGAUUAAUCCACCCUCUUAAGAAAUUAAAAUGUAAAUAAUUAAGAGACGAAAAGGGUCUUAUGAAUUGAGACUUGUAUUUACUUAUUUAUUAUUAGUCAAUUUCUUUUGAAUAGAGAGUUUUAUUUACCCUAC
Manihot esculenta (cassava) is the source of this 2750-nucleotide messenger RNA. RefSeq lists its product as uncharacterized. The transcript has 3 exons. The record is from RefSeq and is a predicted model, not a curated record. NCBI's taxonomy places the organism in Eukaryota, Viridiplantae, Streptophyta, Magnoliopsida, Malpighiales, Euphorbiaceae. The coding region runs from base 217 to 2304 and encodes 695 amino acids.